AUGCCAAUGUUACUAAAAUCCCGCCCAAAGCGCUCCACCAAAGCCUCCUUAUGCGCUAUUCUCGUGAGAGUAUUCCAGGUCAUAGAAUUGCGAUCAUCCUCCUUGAGCCAACACAUGGCCUUCAACAUCCUCAUUUCCCCGUGGUUCUGUCGAUAUGUUUCGCAGUCAUCUAGCGCCUGUUUGAAAUCAUCAACCCAUGCCUCUCUUAUCGUGACGACUGCCUUUCCGUACAUCGUUCCAGGAUUAGUUGAGCUGCUUCAAAAGAAGGCGAUGGGCUUGGAGUCUGACGAGCACUCGCCCCCGCUGCAUUCACGGUUUCGGGGUGACUCAAAGCCCCUGCUGCUGAUCGACUGA
Molecule: messenger RNA, 354 nt
Organism: Ustilaginoidea virens
Lineage: Eukaryota; Fungi; Ascomycota; Sordariomycetes; Hypocreales; Clavicipitaceae
Exons: 2
Coding region: 1-354 (117 amino acids)
Source: RefSeq, a predicted model, not a curated record